CAUCAACAAAUAAACACCAGAAAAACUCGUACAACUUUUUUCCCCCUCAACAUUUUUGACAUGGCGACGGAGGAGAGAAAUCAUGUUUCGAAUGGCGAAGGUGAUCGUGAGGAGCAAGAAGAUGAGAAAAUGGAGCAGUUUUUUGCUCUGCUAAGGAGUUUUCGAGAGGCGCGUGAUAAGCGAAAACACGAGCUGAGACUAAGAGAUCACGAGGAGGAUAUAAAUAAGAAGAUGAAGAAGAGCAAGGCAAGUAAGUUGGGUAAUGAUGAGCGAUCGAGUUGGGUUCCGAGAUUUGAAUGGGAAGAUUUCACUUCAGAAUUCGAGUUUCCGAGGCCGCUCGUCGUUUUUCCAACUCCAUACAACAAGAAAGAAGACCAGAAAAAUCAAGAAGACGAUGAUGGUUUGGAUCUUAAUCUCACCCUUUCGUCUGCUUCACUUUAAAUUUUUAUUGUUCAAAAAAUGAGUUAAUGGAGUUUGAUCUUGUAUUAUAUUGUU
Hibiscus syriacus is the source of this 495-nucleotide messenger RNA. Its product is annotated as protein NIM1-INTERACTING 1-like. The transcript has a single exon. NCBI's taxonomy places the organism in Eukaryota, Viridiplantae, Streptophyta, Magnoliopsida, Malvales, Malvaceae. The record is from RefSeq and is a predicted model, not a curated record. The coding region runs from base 61 to 441 and encodes 126 amino acids. Gene Ontology annotation, biological process: regulation of systemic acquired resistance.